Messenger RNA from Phymastichus coffea, 1973 nucleotides. Its product is annotated as probable ATP-dependent RNA helicase DDX55 homolog. Gene Ontology annotation, molecular function: ATP binding; RNA helicase activity; nucleic acid binding. The transcript has 7 exons. Bases 137 to 1909 code for a protein of 590 amino acids. Lineage: Eukaryota; Metazoa; Arthropoda; Insecta; Hymenoptera; Eulophidae. Gene Ontology annotation, cellular component: nucleolus. The record is from RefSeq and is a predicted model, not a curated record.
GGUUAUACAGUAUACUUAACCUCGAUAAAAUCACGCAUGCAUACCGCUUAAAAUUGUAAUUAGAAUAUCUGUACUGUAAUUUUUUCAUCUAUUUAAUUAUUUUUAAAAUUUAAUACAAAAUAAAAAAAAAACAAUAAUGGUCUCGGAAAACUGGAAUGAGACAGAAGUUCCACUAAGUCCUGCGGUUUUAGAAACUGUAAAAGAAUUGAAGUUUGAUCGCAUGACUCCUGUACAGGCUGUUUGUAUUCCCCUUUUAUUGCAAGGACGAGAUAUUUCUGCGGAAGCUGUUACAGGUAGUGGAAAGACUCUUGCUUUUUUAAUACCUUUACUAGAAAUAUUACAGAAAAGACCAGGUAAAUGGAAAAAAUUAGAAAUAGGUGGAAUAAUUAUUUCACCAACUAGAGAACUAGCUACACAAAUUAGUAAGGUAUUAGACAAAUUUCUUGACAGGAUAAAUUAUCUAAAGCAAGUAUUAUUAGUUGGAGGCACAACUAUUAAGGAAGAUAUUCGUAAAUUGAAAAAUGGAGUAAACAUAAUUGUUGCUACACCUGGUCGAUUAGAAGAUAUAUUAACAAAUUGCAAGGAAGUUAAUUUGGCUGCUGCUGUCAAAUCUUUGGAAAUAUUGGUCUUGGAUGAAGCUGACAGAUUAUUUGAUUUAGGCUUUUCCUUGAAAAUCAAUAUUAUUUUGAGUUUUCUGCCUAAAUUGCGAAGAACAGGUUUAUUUUCUGCCACACAAACUAAAGAAGUUAAUCAACUUGUCAGAGCUGGAUUACGAAAUCCAUGUAUGAUAACUAUGAAGGAAAAUGAUAUUUAUUCAACUCCUACAAAUUUGAACAAUUACUAUUCAGUAGUAGAACCAAAUGAAAAACUAGCUUAUAUGAUAAAUUUUAUUAAAAGUAAAGGACCAGACUUAAAAUAUAUGAUCUUUUUUUCAACUUGUGCAUGUGUAGAUUACUUCAGCACUGUUAUUAAGACGUUUUUAUCUUCAACAAAAAUCUUAUCACUACAUGGAAAAAUGAAAAAAAAACGACACAAAAUUUUUGAAGAAUUUCAGACACUUGAAAGUGGUUUAUUGAUAUGUACAGAUGUAUUAGCUCGUGGAAUUGAUAUUCCAGAAGUUGACUGGGUUAUUCAGUAUGAUCCGCCAUCCAAUGCAAGUUGUUUUGUACACAGGUGUGGGAGAACAGCAAGAAGUGGAAAGGAAGGUAAUGCACUUUUGUUGUUGUCUGAAUCUGAAGAUGCCUAUGUUAUUUUUAUAAUGAAAAAUCAGAAAGUAAAUAUGGAAUUACUAAAACUAGAUGUGAGGGAAGACUUUGUAGAAAAAUGUUUUAAAUGUAUGAGAAAAUUGCAAAAAACAGAUAGGCUUUUAUAUGACAAGGCAAAUAGAGCUGUAGUUUCAUACAUACAAGCAUACCAAAAACAUGUAUGCAGUUAUAUUUUACCUUUAAGAGAUUUAAAUUUAGGAAAAGUUUUUAUGGGCUUUGGUCUGCUAAAAGUUCCUCGAAUGCCAGAAACAAAAGGAAGAGAUUUAUCAUCUUUUAAAGAAGACGAUGUCGAUGUGAAUUUAUUAGCUUAUAAAAACAAGCAAAAAGAAGCAAUAAGAUUACAAAAGUUACAAAAUUAUCACGACACGGGAAUUUGGCCUGGGAAGAAUAAGAAGAAAAUGAAAGAAACAGAGGCUUGGUCUGAAGCUAAAAAAAAUAAAUCAGAAAAGAAAACAAAAAAACAAAAACGCAAAGAAAAAGAAAAAAGACGCGAAGAAAACAAUCCAGGAAUUAAAAAAAGAAAACGUAAGAAUGUUAUAAGUGAAGAAGAUUUAAAAGAAUUAGAGGAAGAUAUUGCUCUGUACAAAAAAUAUAAGAAAGGAAAGGUAUCUGAAGAGGAAUAUUUAACAAGAAAUGGUUUAUAAGAUAUUCUUACUAUUACUAUUUCGUCAUAAAUUUGUAAAUAUGUAAAUAAUAUUUCUUAUGUAA